Encephalitozoon intestinalis ATCC 50506 is the source of this 459-nucleotide messenger RNA. RefSeq lists its product as uncharacterized. The transcript has a single exon. Lineage: Eukaryota; Fungi; Microsporidia; Unikaryonidae. The record is from RefSeq and is a predicted model, not a curated record. Gene Ontology annotation, molecular function: protein binding. Bases 1 to 459 code for a protein of 152 amino acids.
AUGGAUGAGUGCGAUGCUUUGAGAUAUAUUUUUGGAGGCGAUUUGGAACACUACACAAGGGACACAGAGCAUGUCUACAAGAUAUCUGCUGAGGGGAACUCCUUUGAGUUCCGAUGCUCAGAAGGCUACCCCAACACCAUUCCAGAGAUGUCAUCGGAUGUGGAAGACAACAUAUUAGCAGAAGUAAGAGAGGAGACAAAGAAGUACAUCUCGACACCUAUGAUCUUCGAUAUGGUUAGAAUAGUUGUCAGGAAGCUGGAAGGAAGCAACAUAGUGAGUGAUGUAAAGAGAAUAUCAAUCAGCUACAACAUAGACGAUAAGCAGAAGAUAACCGAGGAGGACUUUAUGAACUGGAAGAAGGGAACUCCCAGAGCAGAAAAGCCGAGGACAGGGAAAACAGGAAAAGAGAUAUUCCUGGAGCGAAGAAGAAGUAAAGAAGACUUCCAAGACGACAUAUAA